Molecule: messenger RNA, 1350 nt
Organism: Coccinella septempunctata (seven-spotted ladybird)
Lineage: Eukaryota; Metazoa; Arthropoda; Insecta; Coleoptera; Coccinellidae
Product: putative nuclease HARBI1
Exons: 3
Coding region: 193-1350 (385 amino acids)
Source: RefSeq, a predicted model, not a curated record
GGUUAUGUUACUAGCGGUAUCUUGCGGUUACCCCCCACUCUUCCGCGGGAAGAAUGAUUUGAAUAACCAGUAUGAAUCGCAAAAAUAGAGCGGUUAGAAAAAUUGGUUAUUCCUUCCCGUCAGAAAAAAAAAAUCUAACGUCAAAAAAAACUUCUACCGUCAGUUUCGACUAUUUUCUCCCUUAUUUUUGAAAUGGAAUCGCAAAUAGUUUGCUUCAUCGCAGAUGAUAUGUUCGAUAAUACAAUCGAAUAUAUUCUACAAUUAUUAAACCGUAGAUUGAGUACACAUUACGUCUCAUUCAGGAUGAGAGAGGAAUAUUACAGGCCAUCCAUUCCUGAUGAACACUGGGUACAAGUAAUGCAUGAUAUUACAUUUUUCCAACUAUUUCGCCUGAAAAAGGAAACUUUCUCAAAACUAUUGGAUAUGGUGGUUGUUAACGAUCAAUUUUGUUUAAUAAAAAAAAGGUAUAUUGGUGGCAGACAUCCAGUUCCCCCAGAGAAAGCAUUGCUUGUUUUCCUCUGGUACAUAGCACAUCCGGAUUCGUUACAUUCAAUUUCGUACAGAUUCGACCUGGUACCUUCCACUGUUAUGAACAUAGUAAAUUCUUGUCUUUAUAUCCUGGUACACAUGAAAAAUAAAAUCAUAUGUUGGCCCAAGACAAGUGAAGAAUUUGAACAUUUAGAAAAUGGGUUCACUACAUAUCCAGGAGUGAUUGGUGCCAUUGAUGGAUCACACAUAAAUAUCAAAGUCCCUAGUAGUCAACAUGAUAGCUACGUGGAUAGAUAUAUGCAACAUUCGAUAAAUCUUAUGGCAAUUUGUUCAGCAUCACAUAUACUGACAUAUGUGUUUGUGGGUUUCCCUGGGUCAGCUCAUGAUUCAAGGGUGUUUUUAAAUUCUCAGUUCUUUCGAAAUAUAGAAUCCUACGGACCUUCUAUAUAUUUUCCCGCCGACAAACAUUUAUUAGGAGACAGUGCAUUUCCUAUAAAACCUUGGCUCAUGACUCCUUACAAGCAAAAUAAUAAUUUGACAAGAGAACAGAAGUAUCAUAAUCAGUGUUUGAGUUCAUCAAGAGUUGUUAUUGAAAAUACAUUUGGUAUUUUAAAGGGAAGAUUCAGAAAAUUACAAUUUAUAAAUACAUACUGUGUAGCAAAAGCAAUUGAAAUUGUAACAGCUGCCUGUGUUAUUCACAAUUUUUGCUAUCUCAACAAUGAUGAAUGGGAAGAAGAUAUAUGUGUACUUGAAGAACGUAAUUUCGAUCAAGAAAAUCAACAUAAUAAUGACAGGGAAUUAGGAAAGCUGAAAAGGGAUAGGAUAGCACAUGAAUUGUAUCACAAUAAUCAAAUAAACUAG